Molecule: messenger RNA, 2005 nt
Organism: Tympanuchus pallidicinctus (lesser prairie-chicken)
Lineage: Eukaryota; Metazoa; Chordata; Aves; Galliformes; Phasianidae
Gene: DNLZ
Product: DNL-type zinc finger
Exons: 4
Coding region: 370-960 (196 amino acids)
Biological process (GO): protein stabilization; protein import into mitochondrial matrix; protein folding
Cellular component (GO): mitochondrion
Molecular function (GO): zinc ion binding; protein-folding chaperone binding
Source: RefSeq, a predicted model, not a curated record
GCCAUUGUGCUGAUGGCAAGAGAGACUUUCAUGUUUCCUCCUUGAUUUCAGUGGACUGUGCUUAGAAUAAAUGUGUCUCCUCUCUCUGUCGUGUUUUUGGUUGGUGUAGUUUUGCCUUUGCCCAAGCUAAUAAUGACAGAGUUGGGCUCUGGAUAUUUUUCCUGGCACUUUUCUUAAAGCAGUUGUAGGUGCUUCAGAGGCAUUGGGAAGCUUGCUUUGUUCUGAGGUGAGAAUGGAGCAAAUAAUUUCUGACCGUGUGCUUUGGUUCAAGCAGGUGUAGCACUAGCUGGAGGUUCUAGCAGUGUCUUCUGGCCUUGUCCAGGUGUUGCACAGCAGCAGCUGAUUGCAGUGCUCCUGGAGCUGCAUCACAUGGCAGCUGAGCAGAAGAGGCAAUUGGGACCACCUGAGGACAUGGCCCUGACCACAGGGGAGGCGUAUCUUUCUGGAAGAAGGGAAAAAGCCUGCUGGAGCUGCGGUGUGAUGGGGACCAGCGAUGCCCAAGCCUGGAGCAGCAGAGCAGGCAGCUGGGGAGAUUGCUGUGGAGAGCCUCUGGAAGCUGGCUGGCUGCAGACUGGAAUUCAAAGUGCUGGGCUGCUAAGAGCCAGCAGCUCCCUCCCCGUGGGCUGGGUGCCCUUCCAGCCUGCUGGAGAUCAUGGCUGGGACAGGAGCAGCACGAGGCUCAGGAGAGGGUUGAGGUACAAGCUAGGUGGGUAUACACGUGGCUGUGCACAUUCUCCUGCCUGGUCUCAGCUGUCUGACCUGUCCCAGGAAGGAGGCAGAGGCUCAGCCCAGCACUCUGGGCAGCAGGUGAGUGCUCCCUGGCAGCAGCUGAAAUACAGCCACCCCUCCCAUGGUCAGUAUAGGCAGAUUAAAUGCCUGGUGAGCAGCAUCACUGGUCUGAAAAUCUUACUGCUGGUAGGAAAUGUCUCUGUCAAAUGCAUUUUGAUUAGAAAGUGCUGAUUUGUUCCCUAUAGGAAACAUCUGCUUUGGCAGAACUCAUUACUGGAGUUCCUCAAGUCCAGGAUAGCCUCUCUGGUCAAGCAUUCCACCUCCUGAAGUUCGAUCUCUGCUGCCCUUCUUCUCUGGGCUUGCAUUUCCAACUUUACCAAAAGGGAUGAAAGUAAAUGUAGACCCUUGCAUUUGCAUACAGGGUGAAACUGACUUCCCAGUAACAAUCCCAACCUGAAGCUGUCACCAAGGCUCCAUUUCUUGCUAGUGUGAGACGAGACAGUGUGCAGAAUAAGGGCUGCCUUGCUGAGAGCAGGUCUGCUGGGGCACAGCACUGGUUUCUUUCAGGAGAAAUGAGGGGAGUGCUAUUGUCCUCCACUGCCAGCUGCAGGGGAUAGUUCUGCUUGCUCUCCUGACAAGCCAUAGCCAGAAAACAUUGCUGGCUUACAAAGCAGGUGAGUGCCAGAUGCAGGUUUCUGCCUCAGGCACACUGGACAGUCCAGUGUGAGGCUUGUGGCUCAGCUGCACCAGAAACAAUGAGUUCAGCUAAGUUUGAUUUCUGUGCUGAAUAAAUGGGCAGAAGACUUUCUUCCUUCUUUCCAAAGUAUCAGCUCUGGUCUUGUGGCUGCAAUGCAGGCUGCAUAGCUGGCACUUACCUUUCAGGCUUUGUCCCAUGCUUGUUCUCUGGAGGUCUCCAGAUUCCACUAAAGGUAAAAGUGGGAGAGCCCCAGCUCCUGCUUUGGAGCUUCUGGCACAAAUCUGAGCAGCUGAGGAAGCAGAGGGGACAGCAUACAGCUCUCACUGCAGAGUUCAUUGCAACCCCAGAACAAGCUUCAAAGCAUGGGGGACUGUAGCUGCAGCCAGGGGUGGGGUGAGCUUUAAAAGGUCCUUUGCAGCUUCUGAUUUGGGCCCGUUUUCUUCUGCAGAAAGAACAAAACUGAUGAAGAUGUUCCAGGAAAAGAUCCAGAACAACUUGUGUCAUCUCAUGACGCAGAUGUGACUGCAAAAUGGAAAAGGUGCUCUUCCCUUCCCCUAUUAAAAGUAUUUUAGAAAUAAA